AACGUACAAAAUCAGCAGGGGAUCAAAUACUUUUUUUCCCUCACUGUAUAUCCACUGCUGAUCUUGCUGCUGUUGCUACUGCUGCAGCACUGUGGGCAGGAGAUGGUUAACAAAUACAUCACCAACGUAACAGCACCAGCCAAUCAGUGUCGUCUCCAUGCCAACAGGUUGGGAUCGGGAGAGGCAAAGGAGGUCAAGCUGCAGCCUGAUUGGCCGAACGUGCGUCACAUGACCCGAAUCAAUGGAGUAGGAAUUUACCUUAAUUGGAUACAUUUUGUUGGUCGUUAUGCAGAGAGAAUGUAUAUUAAUAAUACUACUACAGUACUGGGAUAGCUUACUCAGUAUAUAUAUCAAGCUGGCUUCUGGUGGCAAGAUAAGUAGCUCGUUAUCUGGUCAAGCUGACUUUGGCUCAUCGUCAUCAUCAUUGAUGUUAUAAUUUCUCUGGGGUUGUAAAAUCAGUAUAACAUCAUCCUGUUUUUUUUAGGGUAGCUGAUGUCCUGGGAAAUAUUGUACGUCUUCCCAGGACAUUAAUAGUCCUGGUUUUUGUCAGUUGCGUAAUAAUGAUGAUGAACCACCCGCAAUGUAUUGGCGUGUCGUCCUCCCUUUGCCUGGUAUUGAGAAAUAUUUUCCUUCCCAUGAAAUGUCCUUGGUUUUGUUCUACCUUUGAGGUGGCAACCUUUGCCUACUGGUGAGGCCUUGCCACGGAAAAAUAUGAGGGAAUUAAUUGGCGGUUUGCGUAAGGAGAGACACUAGGCCCGGUCAUGGAAACGUGGGAUUUACACCAAGGCCCAAAGUGGAUAAGUCAAUGAGGAGAAACUGAUGGGGAAAAAAAAAAACACAUUUUAUAACGUAUAGUAUUUUUAAAAAGGUCCAUUCCUCUCAGACACGAGACAAGACACCUCUCAGCGUGGGUUUCCAUAUGGAUCCUUCAUAUGGUGACAUGAUGCCAAUCGUAGCACAACUGAGAAUACAUUUGGGAAUAAGACAACGACAAAGACUCAACAAGAAAAUCCUUGUUUCUCAGGGGCUGCCUAUGCGCAUACGUUGCUACUGCGCAAGUUAAUUAUAGCGUUCAAACAUUCCACAAUAAUUGCAGCCAUCCCUUAACUAAAAACAGAAAUGCCUGCCCCGGCCGAAACAGAUCACAACAACGAGAUUUCAACGAAAACACGGAAGCGCCAAUCCUCCCAAGCCACCUCACGGAGAUGGAUAUGGGGGGGGGUCAUCUCAUCCCAGCCGCCCCUAGAAUUCGAGCAGAGAUCGGCAACGUGACCCCCCCACACACCCACACACACACACGUUGUUUCGGUCGCCGUAACAAAGCACUGGAGGUUGCUACCCCAUUACAGCGGUUGUCAUAAAAGCAGGCGUCAUGUGGGAGAGGAGGGCAGAGGUGGUGGUGGGGGGAGGAGGAGGACGAGAGAGGGACCGGGAGAGUCAGCGGUGAUUGUGGGAGCCGAGGAAGCGAGGGUGGGGUGGCGUUCUCUCUCUCUCUCGUCCGUUUGUGGUGGUUGCGUGCGUUCGUGCGUUCGUUCGUUCGUGCUUUUGCCAAAAUAAGAAAUCGGAAGGUGCAGCCCGGAGCCCGCAAGCAGCCCCGCGGCACACGCUUCGCUCGGAGACGAAAUAUUCCAACGCCAAAAGCUGGGGUCGUAGCCCUGCGCCCGAGACUGAGCGACGCACCGCCCGACCGUCCGCGGGGAGCCCGCGGUGGCGGUGGGGCUGAGAAUCACGUCGCCAGGUUCUUUUUUCUUCCCCGGCUUCUAAUGCCGCGGGAGGGAGCGCUGACCCCGACUGUUGAUUGAAUGGAAAUAGCCUUAAGAAGUUAAUUCCAUUACGGGUGAGAGCGGGAGGAGAUUUGUUGGAAGCUUGCGCGAGCGACCUCCGUCCUCUUGACUCGACCACGUCUGUCACCGUUCGUCAGCUGGCAUCGUGCCGCUCUUUGAGCGCCGUGGGCUUCGACGCGUUUGUUUGGCGGCUCGCCGAUCUUUCGGCGUCCUUGGGAAGGAAGGAAGGAAGGCAUGGAUCCAGCCACGGGCAAAAUUCUUCAACAGCUUUAACGGGAGGUGCUGAAGACUUGAGAAGAGGGUUCUGCGGGCGGAUUCGAGAAGGUGUCGAGUAUUUUGGAGAAGAGGACGUGAAAGAGAGAGGAGAGGGAGAAGAGAGAGAGAAGAGAGAGCGAGAGUGAGGGGGAGAGCAUAAAACCGCGAAGAUGGGGCGGAAAAAAAUACAAAUAGCGAAAAUAAUGGACGAGAGAAACAGACAGGUGACGUUCACCAAGCGCAAGUUCGGCCUCAUGAAGAAGGCCUACGAGCUGAGCGUGCUGUGCAACUGCGAGAUCGCGCUCAUCAUCUUCAACAGCUCCAACAAGCUCUUCCAGUACGCGAGCACCGACAUGGACAAAGUGCUGCUCAAGUACACCGAGUACAGCGAGCCGCACGAGAGCCGCACCAACUCCGACAUCCUGGAGACGCUGCGCAAGAAGGGCAUGAACGGGUGCGAGAGCCCGGAGGGAGACGUGGAUGAGCUGCUCGGCCCGCACAGCCCCAUGGGACAGGACAAGUUCCUACGCGACGACGGAGACAUGGCGGGGAGGGCUGGAAUCCCUUCCCACGGUUUUCAGCUACCGCUGGGCAUGGGCUCCGGCGGGAGCAUGGGCUACGGGGUGACGGGGGGAGCGACGCUCUCCAGCCCCGGGAUACGACCCGCGAGCACGGGAAGCUUGCUCGGAGGAGACUUGACGGUGUUGACUGGUGCAGGCACCAGUCCUUUAGCAAACGGCUACCCUCAUCAGAGAGGGUCGCCGGGCAUUCUGGGCCCUGGUGGUCACGUGAUCCGGCCUGGGGGGGGCGGCCUGGCCGCCAAGAGCCCCCCCCUGCCGCAAGGGCACCCCCUGCGCAAGCCAGACCUGCGAGCGGUUGUGCCCCAGAGUUGCAAGAAUCCUGCUGGCAGCAUGAAUCAAAGGUUAACAAAUUCCCACGCUUUGCAAGCCUUGGUGACACCCAGCCAACUCAGCAGCUACCAACCAAACUACAGCACAGAAUACGCGCUGUCGAGCGCCGACCUGUCGGGUCUCACGGGGUUCAACUCUCCUGGCUCGUUAAGCAUCAGCUCCCUCUCCAACUGGCACCACCAGCAGGGCACCAACAUCAACCAGCUGCUGUCGUGCGGCUACCCGAGCGUCAAGUCGGAGCCGCUGUCUCCGUCGCGGGACCCCAUCUCGUCGGGCGGCGGUCCCGGCUACCCGGGGGCCGCCACCAUGCAGCGGCAGGACCCCCUGGGGCGUCCGAGCGAACGCCUGAGCCCCUACGAGGGGGGCGAGCCGGACGACCCCUGCGGCGGCACCGGGGGCGAUUACCUCAUGCCUGCCGGGAUGGGUCGGGCGGGGCAGCAUCAGCAGCAUCAGCAGCAGCAGCAGCAUCAUCAGCAACAGCAACAACAACAGCAGCAGCAGCAUCAUCAGCAGCAUCAUCAGCACCACCACCAUCAGCAGCAGCAGCAGCAGCAUGAGGCAAGCGGAGGGGAAGGGCCGUUGUUGAAGAGGGCGCGGCUCACGGAGAGUUGGGCGACGUAGGGCACCACGUGGCGUCGACGGAAACGGGGAAACCCCACGGCGGUCGUUAGCGGUAACAAACAAACAACAACAACAACAACGUUAGAAACAACGGCAACGCUUAUUUUAACCUCCCCGCCCUCCCCCGCAAAUUGAGAAAAAUUUCUAAUUUAAUGUAGUCGUAAUACUACUACUAAUAAUGGUAUAAGUAAA
Messenger RNA from Petromyzon marinus (sea lamprey), 3763 nucleotides. RefSeq names its product myocyte-specific enhancer factor 2C-like. Gene Ontology annotation, molecular function: histone deacetylase binding; DNA-binding transcription factor activity, RNA polymerase II-specific; protein dimerization activity. Gene Ontology annotation, biological process: heart development; cell differentiation; positive regulation of transcription by RNA polymerase II. The record is from RefSeq and is a predicted model, not a curated record. NCBI's taxonomy places the organism in Eukaryota, Metazoa, Chordata, Hyperoartia, Petromyzontiformes, Petromyzontidae.